This is a messenger RNA of Serpula lacrymans var. lacrymans S7.9, 1709 nucleotides long. RefSeq lists its product as uncharacterized. Gene Ontology annotation, cellular component: nuclear pre-replicative complex. Lineage: Eukaryota; Fungi; Basidiomycota; Agaricomycetes; Boletales; Serpulaceae. The transcript is spliced from 7 exons. The record is from RefSeq and is a predicted model, not a curated record. Gene Ontology annotation, biological process: rRNA processing; DNA-templated DNA replication. Bases 42 to 1589 code for a protein of 515 amino acids. Gene Ontology annotation, molecular function: protein binding.
AACGCUUCAGGCUUUUUGCAUGACAAAACCAUAAACCAGGAAUGCCUCAUCUACAAGAAGUUAUAUUUUGUGCGACGGCUCCUCAAGCUUCAGAUGCAGGCGCAGGAGUAAUUGCUCUUCACGACAUCGAGACUGGUUCCUCUCUCGCAUCAUUCAAGCAGACCAGCUCUGCCCCACAUUGCACUUGUUUUAUUGAUACCCGCGAUGGCCAAGGCGGAUUCAUUAUGGCUGCCCAGCCAGACAAAUCUAUACUCAACGUGUAUAACUUCCAAAAAGAUCAAAUAGCUUUAAAGAUCGUCCUUCCAGAAAAGCUCACCUGCAUAGCCUUGGACUGCAGGGGUGAUUAUUGUGCUGGUGGUACGAGCCAAGGCCGGAUAUACUUAUGGGAGGUCGCAUCCGGCAUUUUAUACAACUCAUGGGACGCACACUAUCAAAAAGUAAACGUACUCCGAUUCACACAUGAUGGUGCAGGUCUCGUUUCUGGAAGCGAAGAUUCUGGCGUGAGCGUCUGGUCCGUGUCGAGAUUAGUAGAUGACAGUCUUCAAACCGAACUACCAGCUCCAUUUUGCACGCUCUCCGAUCACACGUUACCAGUUACGGAUAUCAUUUGUGGUGUCGGUGCUUUCCCUUCGUGUCGUAUCCUCACUGCGUCUGUUGACCAUACCGUCAAAUUAUGGGAUCUUUCCUCGCGCGCUCUCCUGACAACUUUCCAUUUUCCAAAACCAGUUACUUGUCUUUCGUGGGAUGUGACCGAACGGCUGUUUUUUGCUGCGUCUCCAGACGGCUCAAUACACCAAGCCAACCUAUUUCGUCAGCGUGCUGACAAUAUUGGAGGGCAAGUAGUUGAGGCUGUAGGUGGAGGCGGAGUUAAUGAUGUCAUUCGAAUUGGAGACGAAGAUGAGCACGUUCGACGAAAGCGGCUUAUAUCUGUUGGGCAACCUGUCACAGCACUCGCUAUUUCACUGACGUCUUCUCUUCUCCUAGUUGGCACAUCCACAGGACUUGUAUAUGUCUACGAUAUCGCAUCUCAUCAGCUCCUUCGUACGAUAUCGACGCACAAAGGCAGUUCGAUAUCUUACAUCACGUCGAUGUUCAAACCUCCAGACCUAAUAGGUCACAUUAGUCUGACCUUGGAUCUGAAGACCUUGGCUGAUGCCAAGAACCCUAUUCCUGUGAGAACGGUUGUACCCUUCCAGAGGAUGAGAGAAUCAAAAGCUCGAGAAGCACAUGAAGUAUCUAUCAUGCUUCCUAUACAGAACAAGUGCCGUACUAACACCUUAACACCGUAUUCAUGCUCAUCUUCCGAGUUUCAUCGUGAUUACGCUUACUUUGUACAGCCUGUUAGUUCAGAGUCAGGAGGCGUUUCCUUGCAGUCCCGUGUGGCUGAACUUGAAGGAGAAGUAACCCGACUUCAAGAGCAGCUGGGGAAAGCGAAAGGAGUUAAUGAUACUAUGUGGGAGACAGUUGUGCAGCGCGUAAUAGCUCAGGGUAAAGAGAAAAAAGGGAAGGAGGCGGAGGCGGAGGCCAACGGGGACACGGGUGAUUCUUCAGAGGACAGCGGAAGAGCGCGAAAAAAGGGCCGACAAUAAAAGCUGGACCAUCUGGUUUCACCACAAACUCAUUCUCGUAGCUUUGUAGGGAUAUCGAUCCCGGCUUAAUGAUGCAGGACUGGCAAUUGCUGCAGCUGCAGCAUUUUGCUGGUGAUUAUG